Messenger RNA from Jaculus jaculus (lesser Egyptian jerboa), 5071 nucleotides. It is a transcript of the gene Gemin5, whose product is annotated as gem nuclear organelle associated protein 5. The transcript has 28 exons. The record is from RefSeq and is a predicted model, not a curated record. Gene Ontology annotation, molecular function: protein binding. NCBI's taxonomy places the organism in Eukaryota, Metazoa, Chordata, Mammalia, Rodentia, Dipodidae. Bases 12 to 4580 code for a protein of 1522 amino acids.
GGCCCGUGGCCAUGGGGCAGGAGCCGCGGACGCUGCCGCCAUCCCCCAACUGGUACUGCGGCCGCUGCAGCGACGCGGUGCCCGGGGGCCUCUUCGGCUUCGCGGCGCGGACCUCCGUGUUCCUGGUCCGCGUGGGCCCCGGCGCGGGCACCACCCCGGGGACGCCCCCGUUUCGAGUCGUAGGAGAGUUGGUGGGACACACUGAAAGGGUCUCUGGCUUCUCGUUUUCUCAUCACCCUGAUCAGUACAACCUCUGUGCCACCAGCUCGGACGAUGGGACUGUCAAAAUCUGGGAUGUAGAGACUAAAUCAGUUGUGACGGAACAUGCCCUACACCAGCAUACGAUAUCGGCAUUGCAUUGGUCUCCUCGAGUUAAGGACUUAAUCGUUUCUGGGGAUGAAAAAGGAGUCGUUUUCUGUUACUGGCUUAACAGAAAUGACAGCCAGCACCUCUUUAUAGAACCCAGGACAAUUUUCUGUCUCACUUGUUCACCUCAUCAUGAAGAUUUAGUAGCCAUUGGUUACAAAGAUGGCAUGGUGGUUAUAAUUGACAUCAGCAAGAAAGGAGAAGUCACUCACAGGCUUCGAGGCCAUGAUGAUGAAAUCCAUUCCAUAGCCUGGUGCCCCCUACCUGGUGAAGACUGUUUGUCCAUAAAUCAAGAGGAGGACUCAGAAGAAUCUGCAGUUCCUAACGGAAAGGUUAUAGCAGAAGCCCCAGUCACAAAGGGCUGCUACUUAGCUACUGGAAGCAAGGAUCAGACCAUUCGAAUCUGGAGCUGCUCCAGAGGCCGAGGAGUGAUGGUUUUGAAAUUGCCCUUUCUGAAGAGAAGAGGAGGUGGAGUGGACCCAACUGUUAAAGAGCGUCUUUGGUUGACACUGUAUUGGCCCAAGAAUCAGCCAACCCAGCUGGUAUCCAGUUGUUUUGGAGGCGAGAUGCUGCUGUGGGAUCUCACCCAGUCCUGGAGACGGAAGUACACCCUCUUCAGCCCCUCGGCAGACGGGCAGAAUCAUUCCAGAAUUGUGUUCAGUUUAUGUCCUUUGCAGACUGAGGACGGUAAACACUUGCUGCUUUCCACAUCCAUGGAUCGAGAUGUAAAAUGUUGGGACAUGGCUACGCUGGAGUGUUGCUGGACCCUGCCUUCCCUUGGUGGGUUUGCCUACAGCCUGGCAUUCUCUCCUGUGGAUAUGGGCUGCUUGGCCAUAGGCGUUGGGGACGGCAUGAUACGUGUGUGGAAUACACUCUCCAUUAAGAACAACUAUGACGUGAAAAACUUUUGGCAGGGUGUCAAGUCCAAGGUUACAGCGCUAUGCUGGCACCCAAACAAGGAAGGCUGCCUCGCUUUCGGGACAGAUGAUGGGAAAGUGGGAUUGUAUGACACCUACUCCAGCAAACCUCCACAGAUUUCUAGCACGUAUCAUAAGAAGACAGUAUACACGUUAGCUUGGGGACCACCGGUGCCCCCCAUGUCACUUGGAGGAGAAGGAGACCGGCCUUCCCUCACCUUAUACAGCUGUGGAGGGGAAGGCAUUGUGUUGCAGCAUAACCCCUGGAAACUGAGUGGAGAGGCCUUUGACAUCAACAAGCUUAUCAGGGACACCAAUUCAAUCAAAUACAAACUGCCUGUGCACACCGAGAUCAGCUGGAAAGCAGACGGCAGAGUCAUGGCUCUUGGCAAUGAAGACGGCUCUAUAGAAGUGUUCCAGGUCCCCAACCUGCGGCUGCUCUGCACCAUCCAGCAGCACCACAAGCUGGUGAAUGCCAUCGCCUGGCAUCAUGAGCAUGGCAGCCAGCCAGAGCUCAGCUGUCUGGUGGCUUCCGGCUCCAACAAUGCAGUCAUCUACGUCCACAGCCUGAAAGCUGUCCUAGAAAGCAAUCCCGAGUCUCCAGUAACCAUCACAGAGCCCUACCGGACCCUCUCAGGGCACACAGCGAAGAUCACUGGUCUGGCAUGGAGCCCACAUCAUGAUGGAAGGCUGGUGUCUGCUUCCUACGACGGCACAGCCCAGGUGUGGGAUGCUCUCCGGGAAGAGCCUCUGUACAAUUUCCGGGGACAUCGAGGCAGACUGCUUUGUGUGGCAUGGUCCCCACUGGACCCAGAUUGCAUCUACUCGGGAGCAGAUGACUUCUGUGUAUAUAGGUGGCUGGCCUCCAUGCAAAACCAUUCCCGGCCUCCUCAAGGCAAAAAAAGUAUUGAAUUGGAGAAAAAACGGCUGUCUCAACCUAAGCAAAAGCCCAAAAAGAAGAAAAAACCCACCUCCCGAGCACCCUUGAAGCAAGAGUCACCUGGCGGAAAUGAAGAUGAGAGCCCGAAGGAGAGCGAGAAAGGCGCCCCGCUGGAGAACGGUGUGUCCGACCAGGACCAGGACUGCGAGGACGACGCCCGCGAGCCAGAGCCGCCGUGCAGCCUCGCUCCUGCGCCUGCGCCUGCACCUGCGCCUGCACUUUCUGGAGAACCAGUUAUCUACACUGUAUUGUCCUCAGGCUUUGAGAAGUCAAAAAUUACUAUUAACAACAAAGUCACGGCACUGAAAAAGGAAUCACCCAAAGAGAAGACAGAAGCUUUAAUCAAGAAGAGAAAGGCUCGCUCCAUGCUUCCGCUCAGCACCAGCCUGGACCACAGGUCCAAGGAGGAGCUUCAUCGCGACUGCCUGGUGCUAGCGACUGCACAGCGCUCCACAGAACUAAAUGAAGAUGUGUCUGCUGACCUUGAGGAAAGAUUUCACCUGGGGCUUUUCACAGACAGGGCGUCGCUGUACAGAAUGAUUGAAACUGAAGGAAAAGGCCACUUGGAGAAUGGCCACCCUGAGUUAUUUCACCAGCUCAUGCUUUGGAAAGGAGAUCUGAAAGGUGUUCUCCAGACUGCAGCAGAGAGAGGAGAGCUAACAGACAACCUUGUGGCGAUGGCACCAGUAGCUGGCUACCAGGUGUGGCUGUGGGCCGUGGAGGCCUUCGCCAAGCAGCUGUGUCUCCAGGAGCAGCACGUCAAGGCCGCCUCCUACCUGCUCUACGCCCACAAGGUCUACGAGGCCGUGGAGCUGCUCAGGUGCCACCACUUCUACAGAGAAGCUAUUGCGGUUGCCAAGGCCCGGCUGCGCCCGGAAGACCCUGUCCUCAAGGACCUGUACCUCAGCUGGGGGUCCAUUCUAGAAAGAGAUGGCCAUUAUGCCUUAGCUGCCAAAUGCUACUUGGGAGCCACCUCUGCCUAUGACGCAGCCAAAGUUUUGGCCAAAAAGGGGGAUGCUACAUCGCUUAGAACAGCAGCAGAGCUGGCCACCAUCGCAGGAGAAAGUGAACUGUCUGCAUCUCUGGCUCUCAGGUGUGCCCAAGAGCUGCUUCUAGCGAAGAACUGGGUGGCAGCACAGGACGCCUUGGGCCUGCAUGACAGUCUGCAGGGCCAGAGACUAGUGUUCUGCCUUCUGGAACUCCUGUGCUGGCGACUGGAGGAGAAGCAGCCUGCGGAAGGCCGGAGCUGCUCCGCCGUUCACCACGCGUGGGCCACGCGCACCCAAGGGCCCUUCGUACAGACAGUGAUGACAGCGUGGCGAGGCGCCUUCCGCGUGGACAGCCCAGAGCAGUGCCGGGAUGCACUUCAGAAGCUGCAAGAUGUCAAGUACCCAUCGGCUACAAGUAACACUCCCUUCAGACAGCUCCUCCUUCACGUGUGCCAUGACCUGACCCUGGCAGUACUGAGCCAGCAGGCAGCCUGCUGGGACGAGGCUGUGCCCGCGCUCCUCCGGGCUGUGAUCCGGAGCUAUGACUCGGGGAACUUCACGCUCAUGCAAGAAGUCUACUCGGCCUUCCUCCCCAGCGGUUGUGAUCACCUACGAGACAAACUGGGUGACCCGUCCCCUGCCACAGCAGCUCUCAAAAGUUUAGAGGCGUUUUUCCUUUAUGGGCGAUUAUAUGAAAUCUGGUGGUCGCUCUCCAGGCCUGGCCCCGAGUCAGGAGUCUGGGUCAGGGCAGCUCACAGCACACCCUCUGUGGAGCAGAACCUGCCUGAGGACAGUGCCCAGGCUGAGGCUGCAGGUGCAGAGCCUGGGGCUGAUGAUGGGCCAGAGCCAAGCCGGCCACCCAGCCCAGGCCUAAGCCUCACUGAGGAAAGCAAGCACGUGCUGAGCGCCUGCCAGAGGCUUUUCUCAGAACAGCACGCCAGCCUUCAGAGCACCCAGAGGACAAUUGCCGGAGCGCAGGAGACGCUGGCGGAGAUGAUCCGCCAGCACCAGAAGAGUCAGCUUUGCAAGGCCGCAGCCAGCGACUCCAACAGCAAUGAGCCCAGCGUAGCAGAGCAGGCCCACUCCAGGCCUUCGAGCCCAUGCAAAGAGGAAAAAAAUGAGCCAGUAUCUCUCCUUGAAUUAACCAAAACGCUCACAGAGGCAAAUGAAAGAAUGGCUAAGUUUCCCGAGAGUAUUAAGGCCUGGCUCUUCCCAGAUGUGCUGGAGUGCUGUCUCAUCCUGCUUCACAUUGGGUCCCAGUGUCCUGGUUCUGUGAACCAGGAAACGCUGCAGCAGGCCCAAGAGCUCCUUCAGAAAUACAGCCACACGAGAGCUUACAAAAGAUACUGCCAGACCCUCCGCACAUGAACUUCUAAGGACCUGAAGAAACUGCCACGGAACACGUGACGUCUUUCAUCUCUGUGGCCACACAUACCUUGCUCAGCAUUCACCAUGGCCCCUCGAUGGAAAGUUGCUAGUGAUCAGACUGAUCUGGGUGAACCUUGACCCCACUCUGCCCUCUCAUGGGAGUCCACCUGGGGCCUCGCGGUGGCUUCAUGCUAAGGGAAAGAGUGAUGAGGAGCCAGCAGGAGUCCCUGAGAACCAGCACCCAUCGUGGCCGUGCCCUCUCAGCCUUACAGUGUCACCCAAAGAGGAGAAACUUGUAAUCACCCAAAGUGUUACGUUCUUAAACACAGGCUACCUUUAUAAAUUCUUCACCUGAUCAUAAACAUCUCAGUCUUGGAGAUACAUACAGUUGCCACAUGUGAUUGUUGGUAUUUGGAAGGUUUCUCUUAUUUUUGUUAGCUGGGUUUUCCCUCCUCUGCUCUCACAAAGACUAAAGAAAUUGGCCUUACCCA